AGGAGGAGGCUCGUCUGCAGGCGCACGGAGGCAGAGCUGCCUCACACUAACUAACUAACCGUGUCACGAAGAAGCCGAUGUGCACUUUUGAAGGAUUAAAAUGACAUUUCUGAUUCAUUUUUUUUCGACAAUUGUACUUUCCCCAGCGGCUCUGGAGACCUGACCAGUGAAUUGAGGCUUUCUGGUUGUUCUUCUUGCCCCGGCGGCAGCUCCGAGGCGGUGGAGUCUUUUCGUGCCUGCUCGGUCUUCUUCUACUUCUUCUUCUUCUUCUUCUUCUUCUUCUACUUCUUCUUCUUCUUCUUCUUCUUCUUCUUCUUCUUCUUCUUCUUCUGCGGAUUGUUAAGGUUUUCGACACCUUUUUACAACGAGGAGAACCGAGCAGCUGGACUCCGUUUGGCUACAGUCACACUAUGCAUGGAGGGAGAAGACACUUUACGCAUCGCUCCGGUCCGGCGGCACACACAUGACUUCUACAACGUGGCCACUGGUCGGAGCUUAGCGCUGAUCCAUCGAAAGAGGACUACGAGUGGAUGAAAACAAGCAGCCUUCAAUCCAGAAAAGAUUCCUCCUCUCUGCGAUAAGAGUCGACUAACCGCGUGUAAGGACCACUGGGAGUACAAGAAACAAGUCAAGGACACGUUCACUCCCCCCCCCCCCCCCAGCCUGCAUGAAGAUGAGUGAAAAAACGAUCCUCUUCAGUCGAGGAGCCUAAUGAAUACCAAGGAAUCUUGAAAAAACAAGCAGUAAGAGUAAGUCUGUGCGAGAGGAUCCAGCAACCAUGUGGACAUUAGCUCUGACUGUCCACUCGCUUCUCGCUGCUGCACUGCUAUUGGCUAGCUACUUCCAAUCAGCGAUGGCCACCGAGGAGGAUGUCACGCCGCGCAUCAGUUUCCGACACAACGCAAAGGAGAGGCAGUCCAAGAGAUUCUCCGUGGACGGGGUCUUCAAUUACACCUCUCUGCUGCUCAGCCAGGAGGACGACAUGCUGUACGUCGGAGCCAGGGAGGCGCUGUUCGCCCUCAGCCUCUCGGACAUCAGCAAGACCAAGCUGCAGAAGAACCUGACGUGGGGCACUCCUGCUGGAAAGAGAGAGGAGUGCAGCUUCAAAGGGAAGAACCUGGAGACUGAUUGCUUCAAUUACAUCAAAAUUCUUCUCCGGCUGAAUAGCACUCAUCUCUAUGUGUGUGGCACCUUUGCUUUCAGUCCUAUCUGCGCCUACAUAAACACGUCAACGUUCGCACUGGAGAGAGACGAAGUGGGCGAGGUGGUGAUGGAAGAUGGGCGCAGCCGCUGCCCCUUUAAUCCAGAGUCCAAAUCCACUGCCAUCAUUGUUGAUGGUGAAUUGUACACGGGCACUGUCAGCAACUUCCAAGGGAACGAACCAGUCAUCUACAAGAGUUUGGGUCAGGGAACUGCACUGAAGACCGAAAACUCUUUAAAAUGGCUGCAAGAUCCCGUCUUUGUCGGGUCGGCUUACAUUGAGGAGAGCCAGCCAAUAGGCAACCCCGUGGGCGGCGACGACAAGGUUUACUUCUUCUUCAGCGAGGCGGGAAAAGAAUUCGACUUCUUUGACAACACCAUUGUGUCGCGGAUCGCUCGCGUGUGUAAGGGUGAUAAGGGGGGUGAGCGCGUGCUGCAGAAGAAAUGGACAACAUUCCUGAAAGCCCAGCUCCUAUGUUCCCUCCCCGAUGACGGCUUCCCCUUCAACAUCAUCCAGGACAUGUUCGUCCUGAAGCCCGUGGGAGACAGCUGGGAGAGCACCGUCUUUUACGGCGUCUUCACCUCACAGUGGUAUAAAGGAGCCUCAGGCAGCUCAGCGGUGUGCGCCUUCACCAUGGCCCAAGUGGAGAGAGCCUUCAGCGGCCGCUACCGAGAGGUCAACAGGGAGACCCAGCAGUGGUACACCUACAACCACCCUGUGCCAGAGCCACGUCCCGGGGCGUGUGUGACAAACCACGCCAGGCAAAUGGGAAUCCAGUCGUCCUUGCACAUGCCUGAUAAAGUGCUCAACUUUGUCAAGGACCAUUUCCUGAUGGACAGUGUGAUCCGCAGCGCCCCCCUGCUGCUGAAACGCAGUGUUCGCUACACACAGAUCGCCGUGCACAAGAUCCAGGGCAUGGAGAGGGCUUACGACGUGCUCUUCAUCGGAACGGAUGAUGGAAAGCUCCAUAAGGCCAUCAAUGCCAACGACAAGAUGCACAUCAUCGAGGAGCUGAUCCUGUUUCCCGAGCCUCAGCCCGUGCAACACAUUGAACUCGAUCCUCAGAGGGGUCUGUUGUUCGUUUCGUCCUACUCUGGGCUGGUGGAGGUUCCUGUGGCCAACUGCUCCAACUACCUGAGCUGUGGAGAGUGUGUAUUGUCCAGAGACCCGUACUGCGCCUGGACCGGCCGGCUGUGUCGGGACGUUAGGAUGGCUCCGCCUGACAGCCACUGGCAGCAGGAUGUGGAGGAGGCCGAUACCUCAGCGAUUUGUAACAAGACGUUUCCCAGCACCAGAUCUACCAGACCAGCAGCAGCUCCUCGUGGCUCCCAUUGCCAGCUCAUUACAAUCCCAGCCAGCACAUUCAGAGUCCUGCCCUGCACGCCGCGGUCCAACCUGGCACAGAGGCGGUGGCGUUACAGUGACAGCGCCAGUCAGUUCGUCUACGCUACUCCCGAGGGAAACCUGGUCGUGGUGGCUCAGGCUGACAGGAUGGAGACCUACGAGUGCUGGUCAGAGGAGGAGGGCUUCCGCCAGCUGUUGGCCAACUACUGUGUGAGGGCGGAGCCCCGCCUGGAGAGCACCACUCUGAUGGGCCACUCGCGCACACCACACGUUAAGCUUGAGGAGACCAUCAUCCUGCCCGGCGAGUCUCGCUCUGAGCAGGUCCACACGAAGACGUACUGGAACGAACUGAUCGUGGUGUGUGCCCUGCUGGCGUUCUCCCUCGUGGUGUUCUCCUUGUUCGUCAUCUACAGGAACCGCGAUCACAUGAAGUCCAUGCUGAAGCAGGGCGAGUGUCCUAACAUGCAGCAGAAGAAGCCGAGGAUAGUGGGGAAGCCUGCAGAGAGCCUACCCCUCAACGGAAACCCCAUCCCCGUUUCCACUUCAGAUCACAAGGGCUACCAGACGUUAAAUGACAACUACAUCUGCAGCACGCCCACACACGAGUCGUCACCAGACAACAGCAAGAGCUUCUCUGAGUCCUCUGACCAGCGGCCGCUCAACCUGAAGGAGAGUCACGUGGAAUACUCCCCGACCUGCCCUCGGCCCAGAGUGAGGCUGGGCUCCGAGAUCAAAGACUCUAUCGUAUGAGAGCACAGUGCCCCCGAAAACAUGCCGCCCUGUAUCUCUGUGAAGAAUACAGGCCCGCUGGGCGAAGGAGAGGAGAUGCUGACGUCCUCCCACAUCGCAGCACAUCUUUUAUUUUAGCCAUCUUUGUUCUGUGAUCGUGCGCGGAGGUCAUUUCAUUUAAUCAUUUCCACUCCGAAGCCAGAGAUUGGUCUGGUCGGCUGCAUGAGGCUGGUGAAGAGCGCAGCACAACAAUCCGGUCUCAACCAGGAUCACUAAGCGUGGCAGCUGCUAUGAAUAGUUAUAAUAACACAGUCUUUAUUUUAAGUCAAUGCCACGGCCACUAACAGCAUAUGUGUGUGUGAAUGUAGGGCUGGGCAAUAUUGGGGAAGACGAAACAAAACAAUAAGCAGAAGAUCUUCCUCCUACAAUAUUUAUCAAAGUAUCUCUUUGGAUGUGCAAGAUCCAACAUUAAUAUGUCUAGUCGAUGUCCAUCACAUGCUAUGAUAAAAACAAUAGACAAUAAAUAUAUUGUCCAGCUCUAUAUGAAUGUCUUGGUCUCUGCACAUGGCGGCCAUACACACUGUUAUUAUGCACACUAGAACAACGCUACAGCUACAUGAAGACCACGUGUUCAGGUUUAGGAGAAUUUAACAUUAUGAGCCACACAAUAUGAAAGUAGGUCAGCAGCACAUUUGUUCCAUUUGAAUAAAUGUCAUGACUGUAUGAGGUUAAAGGCAACGAAAGACGAGGCAGACCAGGAGAAAACACCACACCUUGGUUCAAGAGAUCCCUCUUAAACCUGUGGGAACAGUGGAACGGACUUAAAGAAAGUCAAAAAUGUGAUCGGAGAUAAUGCUCCAAGGCCUAAAUACUGGCGUUAACUCCUGGAUGUAUGUUGUUCAAAGCAGAGACCCGCCUCAUUUACACAAAACUGCACCAAGAGGGAACCGGUUUUCCUGUCUCUGCUCAUCUGAGACAGCACCUGUUCUUCAGCGUUGACCUGCAGGUCCCACGAUGAGGCAAUAAAGUGACUGAGACCCAGAUAUCCUGUUAAUGAGGUGAAUAUGGAAUAGAAACUUGACAUCACAAACACAAAGAGCCAAGCAAAGAAAGAAAAAAAGGGUGGGUGGGGACAUUCACACCUCUACCGUGUUCAGGGCAGCACCAAAAUCAUCAUGUGCACUGUGCCAAAAAACCCCCACAAAAAAACACUUGAUUGUCUUAUCCAAACGCAAUAGUGCCAUUCUUUUACAACCACCCCCAUCUCAUCGCAUUGUGUUCGCAUUGAUCACUGUCGAAGAGAGACGAUGGAGCCACAGCUGGGUUUCGCAAAAGUGAAGCGGCACCAAUUGUGUGUGAAAUGCAAGUGGAACUUUUUUUCAAGACUGUUAGCUCAUUAAAAAAACUAAAAAACACUUUGAUCUGUGUUGGGAAAAGUAAUUGACCUUCAUGAGGUGAAAAUCAGGACUGCCCGAGCAUAUGAUGUGGAGAUUAUCUGCCAUGUGGUUGUCAGGCAGGUGAGAAAGUGUUCCAGUUUUCCCUCAUCUGCCUCCGUAGUGUCCACACUGAAGUAUACAGGUGUAACUAGUUUCAGACUAGACUGAGCUCGAUGAGCACUAACAAUAACAAAAAUUAAAAUAGGCCCACUCAGAAUCGCUGUAGUGAAGAGAUGCUUAUCAACUGGUCUCUUGUCCAGACUGUAGCAGCACUGUGUAGUGAUGUAGAUGCACAGUAUUGGCUCAGUACAACCUCCACCGCUUCAUUUCUCCCACACACGGCCUCCACCACAGUCCAUCGUCGACACGUUGUUAAUGUGAAAGCACAAGUAAUCAGGGUGUUGCAUACUUACAGGUUUGCACAACUGAGGGACAGACCGAGUGGCUGCUAAGGAAAAUGUUAGUUCUUUUUGGAGCAAAAUCACUUUAUCACAGGGACCAGUGCAGCCAUUGUUACUCUUGCGCCCACAUAGUUGCUUAGACUUUUGAGACUUAUCAAGCAGAAUUUUCCAAAGAUGUUGGUGGCUGAUAGUGUUGUGUAAAUCUGAAUGAGAAACAUGCACAUGGCCGUAGGGACAAAACGGCACCACGUGUCUUAGAAUACAUCACCCGUUCACUGUAUCGAUCAAGUAAGCCUACAGUAUAUAUUCCAGUGUCACACAGAAUCAACAUUUUGCUAUUUCAAACACUGAGCAGAUGACGAAAUGCUUUGUAACACUACAAGUGCUACGAGUUGACAAAUUGCACAGUGUGCUGCGCAACAGUGGUCAGUGUUUCCCUUGUUUUCCUCUUUAGUUCAUGUUGUGUAUAUACAGUAUCUGUGUGUAAUGUUGUGUGUUUUUAAGGGACUUGUGCAAGAUGUGUUGUAGAGAUAGUCUUGAAACUAGAGAGUGAACACUGCUGAUAUAUAUAUUUUUUUCUUCUUCCCAUAAUUCUUUACUGCCUCCUUCAGCAAACAUUUCAACUCUUGCGCAGAAUGCAGCAUAUUUCUCAGCACGCUGUUUGUUCAGCACCUGGACUGGUUUUUAUCAGGCACAUCAGAGCAGAUAUUCAAGUCAUGCUAAAUUACAUGAAUAGUUAUAUAGUAACCCCCCCCCCCCCUCAAAAUGUCUACCAAUAGAUAUAACUAGAUAUAAAUCCGACUCUAAAAGCCUCACUGCUAAGACUGAUCAUUUAAUAAACUGUACAGUGUCUGGAAGCUGAAUAACCUGCUUUGAUGUGCGUGAUGGAUGACCUCACAACAUUGUAUCAAAAUGCCUUUAGACAACACGUAGUUCUGCCUUUAGCCAUGUGCUACACUGUAUACUACCCAGCAGUGACCUCGCCAACAGAAAUGUGGUGAAUGGCGUGAUUGUAUCCCCCCGUGGGCACACUGUACUCCAAACGCAACACGGGUCUACUAUAGGUUUAGUUUUACCCAAGCCACCAUUAACCUUACCUGGGAGCUGCUCAAAAUCUUGUACCAUUCUGUCAAAAAUGAUGCUAUGCACAUAGAUUUAAAAAUAUAUAUAUAUAUAAAUUCAGUGACAGUUCAGUAUUUAACAAUAAUACCACUUUUUGAUCUCAUAGAGUAAAGCAAAAUGUAUCAAUACCAUUUGACCCUAGUAGUCAACAAUGCCAAACAUUGUGUAUAUGCAUAUUUAUUAAUGAAUAGCUUUUUGUUAAAAAGUAAAUGAUCCGUUGGUGUUUGAUGCUUCAUUUUGAGUGGCUCCUCAGUAAUGCAACAUACUGUACUGGACAUGAAUGUAGCCAACUACAUCUUAUUUUCGGCAGUCGAUUUUCCUAAAAUGGCCUAAGUAGGUCAUCCAUUGUGACAUCUUUUCAGGGUUUUUGUUGAAUCGGUCGUGUCACAAAGAAACAGCACAGGAGUAGUAAUUAAUCACCCGUGCCCCACAAUGUGGGUACUGCAGUAAGAUGCAGGUACAACUCCUAAUUCUCCGUAUUGGCUCAGCCAUGACAUGAGACACAGCAACAGCGAUGCCUCAGCAUAUACCGGACUCCAUAAGCUUAGUUGACUGAAUAACUACUAGACAAAUGUGGUCUUGCCUGCAUGAUUUCUUUUUUUUUUUUAUCUGUUGUGUACAAAUAACAUUGUGACCUGUAUUUUUUUGUAUCAUUGAGAUUGUGACUGUUGUUUUUAUUAUAUUGUACAUAAAAAGCACUUUAUUUUAAUUUUUUAAGAUAAACAAAUAAAAUACAUGUUUUGACA
Molecule: messenger RNA, 6979 nt
Organism: Scophthalmus maximus (turbot)
Lineage: Eukaryota; Metazoa; Chordata; Actinopteri; Pleuronectiformes; Scophthalmidae
Product: semaphorin-4B
Exons: 15
Coding region: 779-3295 (838 amino acids)
Biological process (GO): negative chemotaxis; semaphorin-plexin signaling pathway; negative regulation of axon extension involved in axon guidance
Molecular function (GO): semaphorin receptor binding; chemorepellent activity
Source: RefSeq, a predicted model, not a curated record